Molecule: messenger RNA, 846 nt
Organism: Guillardia theta CCMP2712
Lineage: Eukaryota; Cryptophyceae; Pyrenomonadales; Geminigeraceae
Exons: 2
Coding region: 171-683 (170 amino acids)
Source: RefSeq, a predicted model, not a curated record
AAGCCCUCCCAGCAACUUGAGGCAGAGGGUUGUAAGAUCACACCAUCCUUUGUGCCUAGGAAUCUGUUGGUCAGUGUCUCUAAAACAAAUUGCGGUGAAGUUAAACAGCAUUCCACCAUUCUCCUUUCCUGUCUCCUGUUGACCAAGCAUCUCUGCCCAACUGUACCAACAUGUCCACGUCUGGAAUCUACCAGCCCCGCGUAGCUAAGUUAUUUUCGCGGAAAAAGAGCUCAGGCGCGGGUAAACAAUCCAAGAUCAUUGUUGUCAGCAUCGAAGCCGUGCUGGAGCUGCUGCACCUCAGGCAACAUGUGGCAGCGCAACGGCUGGGUAUAUCUCUUACUGCAUUCAAGUCGGCGUGUAAAAAAAUUGGCGUGUACCACUGGCCAAACUCGGAGCAAGACAGGCUCGUGAUGCUGGAGCAAGAAGGGAGGCUCGAUCUUGCUGACUGCAAUAAAGAUCCGAAAGAGGCUACGACCAGACAGCACGAGCAGCAGAUCUUGUCGAGCGAGGGCAAACGGGAUGACGCUUCCAAGAGCGGGUCAAUGUGGCCGGAGGAGUCAGAACGCGAGGUGUACCACACGCCGUCGUUGUUUGAGGAGGCCUUGAUGCACGUCCAGAGCAGUGAAGAAAACAUGGGAUGCCGGACCGUCAAGCCAGGGACAUGGGUCAAUCACAACGAUUGAUAGAGAACAAGAGGGGUCUGGAGCUUUGAACAUAGGCAAGGGUUUCCGAUGCUUUGUACCGUACUAUGCAGAUGUUGACUAGAUGUUGACAAAUUCAAAGCAAAUCAAGAAUGCUCAUAGGGAGAGAGAUCAGGAUUGCUUACAAAUAAAGGAAGUACGUGAG